Molecule: messenger RNA, 3928 nt
Organism: Synchiropus splendidus (mandarinfish)
Lineage: Eukaryota; Metazoa; Chordata; Actinopteri; Syngnathiformes; Callionymidae
Gene: mepcea
Product: methylphosphate capping enzyme a
Exons: 5
Coding region: 362-2431 (689 amino acids)
Biological process (GO): snRNA modification
Molecular function (GO): snRNA binding; O-methyltransferase activity; RNA methyltransferase activity
Source: RefSeq, a predicted model, not a curated record
CUCCGCCCACGUCUCGUCUUGAGCUGCAGCUCGGAGCCCGGAUGCGCCGCCAUGCCGACUCUAUCAGCUAAUGGAAUAAUUUAUUCAGCAACCUGCCUGACACUCGGUGACUAGGAGUUGCCUCAACUACUCGGAGGGCCACCGCAGUCUCCGGCGGCAGACACUCAGUCGAGCCCGGAGCCCUUGGCCUUGCUUUCAACUUGUGUGUUUGCGUAGCUGCGCCGCCGCCACAUCGAUGUGGAGGGACUUGUGUGGCCAGCUAAGCUAACGUUAGCCGGAGCCAGGAGCGCGCUGGCCACUGACAGCGAGAGAUCCAGGAGAAAUAUUUGAAUGUCUGUUUCCGCUCUGGAAAAGCACCACAAUGUCUGUUGAUGAAGAUACUGUGAAAACGGGUAGCCCGUCCGCCAGUUCAGCAUCUCUGCAGCUCUCAGAGCUUGCUGGAAGUUACAGCAGCGUAUCAGCGGCCACCCCUGAUGCAGACGCUGCCUGUCCUGUUCCACAUACUGCAGCCUCACCAAAACACACCAGCAAUGCAGACGCACACUCAGACAAUGGCAGACAAAGAGUCAGAGGCAACGAGAACAGCGUAAAUCGCAGGAACAGCUUUCAUAACUCCAAACAUCAACAGCAGAUAAAAGUGACGAAGCGUCGCAACACAUCAAACUUCAAUUUCAAGCAUCCAACAUUUGGCAAGCGACGACGACGGGCCAACUCUGAAAGCGACUCUGUUCUGCCGACUAACUUCCUGUUGGGUGGCAACAUUUUCGACCCGUUGAAUCUUAAUAGCCUAAUGGAUGAGGAUGUGAACAGAGCGCUGAACGCAGAAACGCCCAAAUCCUCGCCUCUGCCCGCUAAAAGUAGAGACCCUGUGGAGAUUCUCAUCCCUAGAGAUAUUACAGACCCGCUGAACCUGAACAGUGGAUUGGCAGAUAGCAGCUUCCUGGUGUCUCCCUUCAAGAGUGGUGGGAGGAGAAGACACCGCAACCGACAUCAUGGAGGGACAGGAGGGGGCGGCACUGGGUUUUCAACCACGCAAAUCAAUGUAUCUGAAGACAUGAGAGUCGUAUCAGGAAGAAAUGAGGCGAAAACCUCUCAGCCAGAUUCAGUUGUAGUUAACUCAUGUUCUGCACUGGAAAUCUCCAAAGACUCCAACAACUUGUCCAGUGUUACAAGAGAGUCACAUGAGCACUCUACUGACACGUCCACGAGCCUCAAGGACGAAACAUCUGUUUCAUUGGACGACUCCACUUCAUCUGUAAACCAGCACACGAGCAGACGCAAACGAAGGCGCAACUCGGGAAAGGUGGAUCCUCCUGUAAAUCAUUCUACACCUAUGGAAAAGAAAUGUGCGUCUGGAGGAUGGCUUCACACACCGAGAGCUGGUUCCAAACCUGGAGGUCACCCACACCAGCUUCACCACAGCCAAGCCAAGUCGCAGCAGAAGAAGUUCCAGUUUGGGAACUACAACAAAUAUUAUGGCUACCGCAACCCAAGUGCGAGCGAAGACCCGAGGAUUCGGGUGUUCCACCCGGAGUGGUUUGAGGGGAAAGACGUUCUUGAUUUGGGCUGCAACGCUGGCCACCUGACGCUUUAUAUAGCCAAGACUUUCAGACCCGCCCGGAUAUUGGGCCUGGAUAUCGACGGUGGGCUUGUGCACGCAGCCCGCAAGAACAUCAGACAUUAUCUCUCCGAGUUGCAGACCAAAGAGUCCAGGAGGGAGGCAACGCACAGCAAGGAGGGCGGCAAGUCGGAGAGCAAUGGGCAUGAGUGCGACAAAAGCGGCGAGCCACUGAACUCUGAUCACGCAAACCAACAAGCGGAAUUGAAAAAUGAAAGUGAGUCUCGAAAUGACACCUGUCAAUCCGGUGAGAAAGAGACUCACAAUGAAGAUACAAAAGAGCAGGACUGUUGUAAAUCUCCGUCGGACCACUCCGCAAGCUGCACCUUUCCUUUGUCUUUGCGGAUCUCCAGAGGACCCAUCGCUGCACCUCCUCUCUCAGAAAUGCCCAACGUGCAUCCAGGGCAGUUCCCCUCGAACGUGUCCUUCAUCAAGGCAAACUACGUCCUGGAGAAUGAAAAUCUUCUGUUGACUCAACGCCCAGAGUACGACGUCAUCUUGUGCUUGAGCGUCACCAAGUGGGUCCAUUUAAAUUGGGGGGACAGCGGCCUCAAACGCCUCUUCAACAGAGCCUUCAGACAUCUCCGUCCAGGUGGCAAGUUCAUCCUGGAACCGCAGCCCUGGGAGUCCUACGUGAGGAGGAAGAAGCUCACUGAUAACAUCAACAAGAACUACCGCAGCAUCCGUCUAAAGCCUGACCAGUUCACGUCUUUCCUCACAAAUGAAGUUGGCUUCAGCAGCUUUGAAUUCCUUGGAACACCCAAGUGUUCCGUCAGAGGGUUCCAGAGGCCGAUGUACUUAUUUCACAAGUGACUGCUCAAGCCUUGAAGAUCUUUCUUCAAAGAUGAUUUGUGGGAGAUAAAAGGACCAAAAGUGACAUUCAAGGUUGUGAACUUUUACAACAUGGAUCUUUGCGGCUGCGUUUGGUUGAAGGCGAGUCAUUUUGGUCUGUUUUUGUGACACGAUGCACAGCCGUCAAAUGUUUUUGAAUCUCUUUAACCAUUGAGAGCUGAUGUUUUAUCACUGAUCUGUGCCUCCGUACUAUUUUGCACAUCAUUCAGAAGGUCUGGUGCUCAUGCUCACCAUUGGCUGCUAUGAGAGGACGACCAUUUCAGAACACAGUGUCACCAGUGAAGUACAGGUUUAAUCCAUAACAGGAAAGAAUAAUUAGAGGCACAUAUGCCAUAACUGAAUAUGGGAUGGAAUCAUUUUGAAGGAAGAGGCUUUACAUUACUUUAAACCCUGUAUUGUUCUUCCCCCCCUCCCCACACAAAUGAAGGCUAGGAGUCAUUCAAGUCCCAUAAUUUCAUUUUAUACUGUACAUAUUUUUGCACUGGCAUCGUUGCUUUAAGUUUAAAGAAGUUACAUUUUAGAGCUUUAAAUUGAGCUGUUUAUGGAAACCUCAUCUAUGGUCGCCAUACACAUUUCAUUAGAACAACAACAAAAUAUUUUUGGGACUUUAUUCGUUUUCAAUGGAGUAGUUGUCCUCCUGAUGCUUGGUUUUCAGCUGAGGGCAACUGCUGGGUCAGAUGACGUUCAGCUGGUCUAAAAUAGUUUGAGCACAAAGAUCCCAAUUUUUACAAGAUAAUUCAGAGAGCUGUUUUUAUCUUUUAAAAAGAUGUUUAAGCCUGAAUGUCAAAUUUAACUGUGACACAAUAACAAGACAUCCCUGGUUCUCUUUUUUUUUUUAAGAUUUCUGUAAUUUUCAAUCGACUCGCUCGACACCUCUGGUUGAACCCAAGUGUUGCCAAAAUACCCUGACGUCCGAACCCACUGAGGAUGACGGUGGCUAUUUUAUGAUUGUAUCUUAAUUUGAGUGCACUGAACACUGUUGAGCUCUCGGGCAGCUGGAGAAUCGUUUUCUUUGGUGACUGGUUCAUUACAUUUGAUGAUCGAUUUCAGUACGGUGGAUGUAAAUAAGGGCGCAGAUUUUCAUUCUGUUUAUAAUUGUUUUGUUCUACAUAUGUUUGCUGCCAACGUGUAAGUCACUUAUAGUUCUGUAACAAUGAAUGAAAUUGUACAUUUAAAAGGCUCCAAUGUGUUUGCUAUGUUGUCUUCCACCAGGCACAUAAGUUAGAUUCUCUGUUGUUUUGUUUUUUUACACAUAAAUUGUUUGAAAUGAGCAAAGGAGUCGGAGCUUCAUUCUCAGUUCUUUCUUAAAUGUUUUGGCGGUUAAUGCAGCAAUUAUAAUGAGGGCAAGUUCAUGCCCAAAAUACCACUGUGUCAUCUGAGACUUUUUAUGAGGACCUUUUACAUAGGGAUGUAAAACUGAAUCACGAACUGGACCAAAAUCUGAAGCGUAGGUGAAGU